CCGGAUCUCUCAUGGGAGGAAGGUGGCGUGCAGAGUGUUAUUUGUGCUCUUCCAAGGAUCAAAGCAUCAGCUGGAAGACAAAGAGGAUGGCUAUAACAGCACUCCGGAUGACUGAGAAUAACAAGCAACAUUGAAAAGGAAAGCAAAUCAAGCCAGAAAUCAAAGUAUUUUCCAUUUCCCACUGAUUAGGGGCAAAAGGCAGUUCCUCUUCCUCCUCACUGACUGGCUGCAGCUGCAUGCUUUCCGCAACCAAAGCCUCAGGAUUCCUGCUGCAGCUGUGCUUCAGCCAAAUCCUUGUCAAACAACUGACUGGAGCCAUUGAUCUACUCCCCUCCAGAUGUUGGCCAGAGGUGAUUCAUCUUCCUCUGAACUGACAUCUGAAGAGUGAUCGGGGAAAGCAUCUGAAGGAGUCAUCACAGGAAGAUAGUAAUACAGGCCUCGAAUUGGGAGGAAGCAAACACCUGCAAUCAAAGCAAAACUAAACGGGAUCACACAUAUUUUUGACCUCCUCAAUAAUAUCAGUGGUGGAAAAGCUCCAUAGAUGUGCCUGUUGUGGGGAAAGCACAGAUUUCAAAUCACAACUGAUUAUGCAUAAGAUGAUCCACACUGGAAAAAAGCCAUAUUAAUGCUACAAAUGUGACAAAAGCUUUUGUCAGAAUAGUUCUCUUGUGGUUCAUAGAAAGACCCAUAGAGGACAGAUGCCCUUCAACUGCUCUCAAUGUGGCAAAUGCUUUCGCAAGCAGGGCAAUCUGGUGAUACAUCAGAGGACUCACACCAGGGAGAAACCAUGUGAGUGUACAGUUUGUGGAAAAAGAUUCAUUGCAAAUUCCCACCUGGUGAGACACGAGAGGACUCACACAGGAGAGAAACCAUAUGACUGUCCACAGUGUGGGAAAAGUUUCAGUCAGAAUUCCACCCUGGUGAACCACCAGAGGACUCACACAGGAGACAAACCCUUUGAAUGUCCUGAUUGUGUGAAACGUUUCAGUCAGAAUUCUGACCUGGUGAACCACCAGAGGACUCACAAAGGAGAGAAACCAUUUGAAUGUCCUCAGUGUGGGAAAAGUUUCAGUCAGAAUUCCAACCUGGUGAACCACCAGAGGACUCACACAUUAGAGAUUCCUUUUGAAUGUCCUGAUUGUGGGAAAUGUUUUGGUUACCAUUCUAAUCUUGUGAUGCACCAGAGGAUUCACACAGGAGAGAAACCAUUUGAAUGUCUUGAUUGUGGGAAAAGUUUCCUUGCAAAUUCCCACCUGGUGAACCACCAAAGGACUCACACAGGAGAGAAACCAUAUGAGUGUCCCGACUGUGGGAAAUGUUUCAUUCAGUGUUCCAACCUGGUGAUACAUCAAAGGUCUCACACUGGAGAGAAGCCCUUUGAAUGUCCUGAUUGUGCAAAACGUUUCAGUCAGAAUUCCAACCUGGUGAACCACCAGAGGACUCACACAGGAGAGAAACCUUAUGAGUGUCCACUUUGUGGAAGAAGUUUCAUUUCAAAUUCCCACCUGGUGAAACACCAGAGGACUCACACAGGAGAGAACCCAUAUGACUGUCCACAGUGUGGGAAAAGUUUCAGUCAGAAUUCCAACCUGAUGAACCACCAGAGGACUCACACAGGAGAGAAACCAUAUGAGUGUCCACAGUGUGGGAAAAGUUUCAGUCAGAAUUCCAACCUGAUGAACCACCAGAGGACUCACACAGGAGAGAAACCAUAUGAGUGUCCACAGUGUGGGAAAAGUUUCAGUCAGAAUUCCAACCUGGUGAUCCACCAAAGGAUUCACACAGGAGAGAAACCAUAUGAGUGUCCACAGUGUGGGAAAAGUUUCAGUCGGAAUUCCAACCUGGUGAUCCACCAAAGGAUUCACACAGGAGAGAAACCAUUUGAGUGUCCUCAGUGUGGGAAAAGUUUCAGUCAGAAUUCCUACCUGGUGAGACACCAGAGGACUCACACAGGAGAGAAACCAUAUGAGUGUCCACAGUGCGGGAAAAGUUUCAGUCAGAAUUCUGACCUGGUGAGACACCAGAGGACUCACACAGGAGAUAAAUCAUAUGAGUGUCCACAGUGUGGGAAAAGUUUCAGUCACAAUUCCAACCUGGUGAACCACCAGAGGACUCACACAGGAGAGAAACCUUAUAAGUGUCCAGUUUGUAGAAGAAGUUUCAUUUCAAAUUCCGACCUGGUGAACCACCAGAGGACUCACACAGGAGAGAAAUCUUAUAAGUGUCCAGUUUGUAGAAGAAGUUUUAUUUCAAAUUCCAACCUGGUGAAACACCAGAGGACUCACACAGGAGAGAAACCAUAUGAGUGUCCACAGUGUGGGAAAAGUUUCAGUCAGAAUUCCAACCUGAUGAAUCACCAGAGCAGUCACACAGGAGAGAAACCCUUUGAAUGUCCUGACUGUGGGAAAUGUUUCAUUCAGAAUUCACACUUGGUGAUACAUCAAAGGUCUCACACUGGAGAGAAGCCCUUUGAAUGUCCUGAAUGUGGGAAAAGUUUCAUUCACAAUUCACACUUGGUGAUACAUCAAAGGUCUCACACUGGAGAGAAGCCCUUUGAAUGUCCUGAAUGUGGGAAAAGUUUCAUUCAGAAUUCACACUUGGUGAGACACCAGAGGACUCACACAGGAGAGAAACCGUAUGAAUGUCCAGAGUGUAAGAAAAGUUUCACAAGAGCAUUUUUAAGUGAACACCAGAGGACUCACACAGGAGAGAAACCAUAUGAGUGUCCACAGUGUGGGAAAAGUUUCAGUCAGAAUUCCAACCUGGUGAACCACCAGAGGACUCACACAGGAAAGAAACCUUAUGAGUGUCCAGUUUGUGGAAAAAGUUUCAUUUCAAAUUCCCACCUGGUGAGACACCAGAGGACUCACACAGGAGAGAAACCAUAUGAGUGUCCUGAUUGUGGGAAACGUUUCCUUACAAAUUUCCAGCUGGUGAUCCACCAGAGGACUCACACAGGAGAGAAACCAUAUGAGUGUCCACAGUGUGGGAAAAGUUUCAGUCAGAAUUCCACCCUGGUGAACCACCAAAGGACUCACACAGGAGAGAAACCCUUUGAAUGUCUUGAUUGUGGGAAACGUUUUGGGUACCAUUGUAAUCUUUUGAUGCACCAGAUGAUUCACACAGGAGAGAAACCAUUUGAAUGUCCUGCUUGUGGGAAAAGUUUCAGAAAGAAUUCUGACCUGGUGAUCCACCAGAGGACUCACACAGGAGAGAAACCUUACGAGUGUCCAGUUUGUGGAAGAAGUUUCAGAAGGAAUUCUGACUUGGUGAGACACCAGAGGACUCACACAGGAGAGAAACCAUAUGAGUGUCCAGUUUGUGGAAGAAGUUUCAUUUCAAAUUCCCACCUGGUGAAACACGAGAGGACUCACACAGGAGAGAAACCUUACGAGUGUCCACUUUGUGGAAGAAGUUUCAUUUCAAAUUCCGAUCUGGUGAAACACCAGAGGACUCACACAGGAGAGAAACCUUACGGGUGUCCAGUUUGUGGAAGAAGUUUCAUUUCAAAUUCCGACCUGGUGAAACACCAGAGGACUCACACAGGAGAGAAACCUUAUGAGUGUCCAGUUUGUGGAAGAAGUUUCAUUUCAAAUUCCGACCUUGUGAGACACCAGAGGACUCACACAGGAGAUAAACCAUAUGAGUGUCCACAGUGUGGGAAAGGUUUCAGUCAGAAUUCCCACCUGGUGAACCACCAGAGGACUCACACAGGAGAGAAACACUUUGAAUGUCUUGAUUGUGGGGAAAGUUUUGGUUACCAUUCUAAUCUUGUGAUACACCAGAGGACUCAUACUGGAGAGAAACCCUUUGAAUGUCCUGAUUGUGGGAAAUGUUUCAGUCUCAAUUCCAGUCUAAUAAUACACCAGAGGACACACACUGGAGAGAAACCUUAUGAGUGUCCACAGUGUGGGAAAAGUUUCAGUAAGAAUUCCCACCUGGUGAGCCACCAGAGGACUCACACAUGAGAGAAACCCUUUGAAUGUCUUGAUUGUGGGAAAAGUUUUGGUUACCAUUCUAAUCUUGUGAUGCACCAGAGGAUUCACACCAGAGAGAAGCCCUUUGAAUGUCCUGAAUGUGGGAAAUGUUUCAUUCAGUAUUCCAACCUGGUGAUACAUCAAAGGUCUCACACCGAGAGAAGCCCUUUGAAUGUCCUGAAUGUGGGAAAAGUUUCAUUCAGAAUUCACACUUGGUGAGACACCAGAGGACUCACACAGGAGAGAAACGAUAUGAAUGCCCAGAGUGUAAGGAAAGUUUCACUUCUGUGCUUCUGAAACACCGGAUGACACAUACAGAAGAGAAACUAUAAAAGGAUCCAGAUUAUGGGAAUGAUUUCGAUAUCAGGCCUAACAUUAUAAGCCAUGUACCUUUAUACACAAGGGAAAAAUUUCAAAUCUCCGUCUAUAGUGUUUCAGAAGUAAGUCACCUCUUAUUCAGGGGUGAGUUCCUGCCAGUUCUAACCUCUUCUAUAGAACAGGUUCCACAAAUCUACUGUGCCAUUUAGAACAGGUUCCAGCUCCCUCCCCCUGCACCACGCUUGUCCCACCCAUCUCUCACUGAAUGGCUGCCCCGCCCGCCUCUAAGAGUCCUAUCUAAACCUUAAAGUCUUAAAGCUGUCAAGUUUGAACAUCCCUGGGAU
Messenger RNA from Thamnophis elegans (Western terrestrial garter snake), 4639 nucleotides. RefSeq names its product zinc finger protein 271-like. Bases 699 to 3968 code for a protein of 1089 amino acids. The transcript is spliced from 4 exons. NCBI's taxonomy places the organism in Eukaryota, Metazoa, Chordata, Lepidosauria, Squamata, Natricidae. The record is from RefSeq and is a predicted model, not a curated record.